Suricata suricatta (meerkat) is the source of this 2220-nucleotide messenger RNA. RefSeq names its product zinc finger protein 114 (gene ZNF114). Gene Ontology annotation, molecular function: DNA-binding transcription repressor activity, RNA polymerase II-specific. The transcript has 4 exons. Gene Ontology annotation, biological process: negative regulation of transcription by RNA polymerase II. Bases 294 to 1523 code for a protein of 409 amino acids. The record is from RefSeq and is a predicted model, not a curated record. Lineage: Eukaryota; Metazoa; Chordata; Mammalia; Carnivora; Herpestidae.
AGGAUGUCACUCAGGCCUGGCUGGGGACCGUCCGAAGCAGUCUCCGAGUCGCGGGUGCAGGCGGUAUUCCGCGGACCCGCCUUGACGCGGUCGGGGUGGGGACCUGGAGCCGCGUCCCCGCCGGCUGGCGUCCGGCGGCUGUUCUCUGCCCUUGGAAGUGGGGAUGGGAGGACGUUCCUGUCGCUCGCGGCAGGACCGCCGGUUCGAUCCCAGUAACGCCCUGCAGCCGUCUGUCUCGUGCAGGGAAUGAGCUCUGGGGCCCGCAGACGCGUCCAGAAGCCGGUGCCGCAGGGAUGGACUCCGUGACCUUCACAGACGUGGCCGUGAAUUUCACCAGGGAGGAGUGGGCCCUGCUGGACCCUGCGCAGAGAAAUCUCUACAGAGACGUGAUGCUGGAGAACUGCAGGAACCUGGCCUCCGUGGAUUCGGUAAAUCAACACAAAACCAAGAACUCAACCCCUGGGCAGGACAUUCUCUCCGAGAAGACGCUUCAGGGAGGAAGCAGAGUGUGCGCCAUGAGCAACAGUUCCUGGCCGUCCCCUUGGGGAGGAGACUGGACGUGCCCCGAAACAGAGGGGCCGCUCUGGCGAAGGGAGUGGGGACUGUGGCAAGCCGCCGGGCUCCAUGACCAGGGCCAGUCUCUGGUCAGGAUCCGUGAACAUCACGCAACGAAGGACGGUCCUAAACCAAGCGCAGAGCUUGUGCCGCCGCCGCAGAGCGAGUUCGUGAGCCCCUGCGUCCCACCCUGGGGCUCCGAUAUUCUGAAACAAAGUCCUGUCCUCGUCAGCCACCCAGUGAUCUACAGAAGCAAUGAAUAUGAUCGAGCUUUAUGGCAAAGCAUUGCAUGGGCCUCGGUUGCGAGAAAUCCGACGCAGCCGGGGCCACACACGUGGGCGCCCGGUCCCGGUGUGCUUCGUGCGGGUAACGGAGGGUGCGCCGGGCUGCACGUUCACCAAUGGGCUCCGUUUGGAAACGCCUUUGGGGAGGCCGUUUCCCUCCGCGUAUACAAGACUCCCGGCACAGAGACCACCUGUGAGCAUGCGUGUGACGUCACCGUCCAAAGCAGCUUGAUCCCCGAGGCCAGGAGGCGCUACCACACGGCAGAGGCCAAUUGUGAGCACAAGCAAGGUGAGAAACGCCCGGCCCGGCCCGCGGGUUCUGACGCACGCUCGAAAACUAAGCCUGCAGGCGGGAAAUACAAAUGUCCAGAAUGCAAGAAGUCGUACCUGUAUCAGUCCUCGCUCCUGAGACACAUGGACCUCCACACCGGAGAGAAACCCUACAAAUGCCAGACGUGCGGGAAAGCCUUUAAAUAUUCCUUACACCUCAACAAACAUUUACAAAAGCACAUUAUCAAGAAGCCCUAUAAGUGUGGGCGAUGCGGGGAAAUCUUCAGUGAGUUCUCGAAACUUACGGAACACAGGAGGGUGCACACCGUAGCAAAACCCUACAAAUGUGAGGAGUGUGGGAAAACCUUCAUCACGCCUCACAGGUUUAAGAAACAUCAAAAAAUUCACAACUGACGGGCACCCGGCGAGCCCAUCCGGAAAGGCGCGACCCCAAGGGCGUGAGUUCAAGUUCCACGCUGGCCGUAGAGAUUGCCUACAUAGGUAAAUACACUUUAAAUAAAAAUCACAGUUGCGAGAUGUCCUAUGAAUGCAAGGAAUGUGGGAAAGGCUUCAUUAGUUUUCUCAAACUACCGAGCCCCCGUGAGGACGUUUUGGAAGGGAGGGAGCCCGUUUUCCCUGAAGGAUAGAAAUGGGCCCAUUCACCCAUUUACAUAGUCACACCCUGUGGAGGGAAGGUCUCUGGAAAGUCUACUCUUUUUUCACCGUUGGUAGACGUUUGUCCCCAUCUUGGAGAGACACCCGAUGAAUCUAAGGACUAUGGAAACGCCUUCGGUGUUGUCUCAAUGGAAUCCUUGUAAGAAUCACACUUCCGGAGACUCGUCAUGGGGGUAGGGCAGUGAGAAAACCCUCUUUCAGCAUUCAUCCCUUAAAUUCCCCCAAAGCCUACAUCCUGCAGAGAUACUAGGAUUGUCAUAGAUACAAGAAAGCCCUUCUUCCCCGCUCCUAAUUCCAAGGCACAGAUGAGUAAACACGUAGGAGAGAAGCACAUUCAUGUUAGCAUUGCUGCCUUCCAUCGCCGCAUCCUUCAGCCGCGACCAGAAUUCAUUCUUUGACAGCCUGGUUCUCUAAUAAAAUCCUACAAGGUGAUGAA